AUGAGGCAAAUUCUGACACCACGCGCCUCUUCCCAGGUGUUCAAACUUUGUAUUUCUACUAGAUUUUAUUCUUCUGAGAAUGUUAGCUCCGAUUUAAAAACUCCAUUGCUUCAGCAUCUGCGCGAAAGAAACCUAAUUGCUAGUGUUACCAAUGAAUCUGUUGAAAAGCUUCUUGAAACCCAAAAAGUUGCACUUUACUGUGGUGCUGAUCCAAGUGCUCAGUCGCUACACGUCGGAAACCUUAUCCCACUUAUUAUUCUUCUUCAUUUUCGCGCUCGUGGUCAUACAUCCAUUAGUCUUGUCGGAGGUGCAACCGGUAUUGUAGGAGACCCCUCAGGCCGUACUACCGAACGCGCCCAAAUGGAGGCCGAUACCCGUGCAAAUAAUAUUUCCAAGAUUCGCGGUCAGCUUGAAACUUUUCUUGAACGCGGUCAGCAGUACGCGUCUACUCAUGGGUACCCAGAAGAGGGUUUUGGACCCAGAGUUUCUACAAAUAAUGCUGAUUGGUGGCGUGAAAUGGGAAUGCUUCAUUUUUUGGGAACUUACGGCCGUCAUAUUCGUGUCGGCCAAAUGUUAGCGCGUGAUAGUGUUAAAAAUCGUAUGGAAUCUGAGCAAGGCAUUGGGUUCAAUGAGUUUACUUACCAGAUUCUUCAAGCCUAUGACUUUUGGCAUCUUCAUAAUAAUUUUGGCUGCAGAAUUCAGGUGGGUGGAAAUGAUCAAUGGGGAAACAUCACUGCAGGCAUUGAUUUGAUUUCUCGUCUGCGCUCUGAAGUUCUUAAAAAUGAAAAGGCUCAAGCUCAAAAGACUAGCUCUCUUCCCAAAGUCUCUAAAGAUUCGGAUCCGGCCUAUGGUAUUACCGUUCCUCUUUUAACUACCCCUUCUGGUGAAAAAUUUGGAAAAUCUGCAGGUAAUGCUGUUUGGAUUGAUCCCGAUAUGACUAAACCUUACGAGCUCUAUCAAUACUUUGUUAAAGCCCCUGAUUCUGUCGUCGAAAACUAUCUUAAAAUGUUUACAUUUAUUUCUCUGGAAAAAAUAUCUGUCAUCAUGGCCACGCAUGCGGAAAACGAGUCUCUUCGUUACGCUCAGCGCAUACUUGCGAAGGAGGUUACCGAUUUUGUCCAUGGAGCAGGAACCGGUGAGAAUUCUGCUAUCAUGAGUGAAAUUCUAUUUGGAAACGCUGAAUCUUAUGAUGCUGACACAAUUCUUGCUGCCUUUUCUAGUCAAAAUCUUGUUCAACAAAUCCCAAAAGGCGAACUUAUUGACAAUCCAUGGAGAUCAGUCUUGGCCUCUGCUACUGGAAAAUCUAAGUCUGAAAUCUCCCGUCUCUUAAAAGGUAAAGGCGUGUACAACGGUUUGCAAAGAAUAGCAAUCACUGAAGCCAAUAUUGAAGAAUCUGAUUUUAUUGAAGGUAAACUUCUUCUUGUUCGUGUCGGUAAAGCCUCUUACUACAUCAUUGAAGCAAUCAAUUAA
Messenger RNA from Magnusiomyces paraingens, 1470 nucleotides. RefSeq lists its product as uncharacterized. Gene Ontology annotation, molecular function: tyrosine-tRNA ligase activity; ATP binding; RNA binding. Gene Ontology annotation, cellular component: mitochondrion; cytosol. The transcript has 4 exons. Gene Ontology annotation, biological process: tyrosyl-tRNA aminoacylation. The coding region runs from base 1 to 1470 and encodes 489 amino acids. Lineage: Eukaryota; Fungi; Ascomycota; Dipodascomycetes; Dipodascales; Dipodascaceae. The record is from RefSeq and is a predicted model, not a curated record.